AUCUUACUGAGAUUAUUAACUGGGAAGGAGGCCCAGAACUCAGCCAGGCAAAGGAAAUGUAUAGUGUUCAGCUAUUAGACAUAGAGAAGAUUCUUUGGCUCGAUUUCGAAGUGGUGCUUAUUAGCUUUGGAAGAAGUCAGUCUAAACUCCAGUCAUAGACUGGUACCGUGGUAUAAGGUGAUACUGUGGAGUACUAUCAGGCAGGGGAGAAAAAUGGAGGAGAGGUAUGCUUGAGAUCCUAAUACAAGGGGCAGCUAGGGAGCUCAGUGGAUAGAGAGCCAGACCUGGAGAUGGGAAAUCCUGGGUUCAUCUAUGACCUCAAGAUGCUUCUUAGCUGUGUGACCCUGGACAAGUCUCUUAACUCCAGUUGCCUAACCCUUACAGGUCCUCUGUCUUCAAAUAGGUACUUGGUAUUGAUUGAAAAACAGAAUGUAAAGAUUUUUUUUUUUUACGAAUUGUAACACAGAACCCUUUCUCCAACUUGUAAUGUAAUUUCUAGCAUUCAGAUUUAGUAAAUAUUUACUAAGUAUUUGUGUAUAAAUGAAACACUUCAGGGCAAUACCAUUGGUGCUUGCUAUUAUCUAUUAGGACUAGAGAUUUUUAUUGUAGCUUGCAAUAAAAAAUGUUUGGAUACUUUAGAUCUAUGAUGUCUCACUGUUAGGAAGAGUGAAUUCACACUCUAAUUCUGUAUAACUCUAGUCCAAGUCUUCCUGUAUUGCUUGUAGUCCAGCCACACGUUCCGUGCUUAGAAUUAUUUAUUAACUGACCGUCCAAGAAAAUCUAAACUAGCCAGUGCCCUUCCUCCGCAAUCUGAACAGGCGAGUGAGGACAGUUUGUGGAACAGAAGAGAUAGCUCUGCUGAAGAGAGAGCCAAAAGCACCAAUGAACUUUGGCACAGGUCUUCUGUCCCCCUUGCCACCUCAUCAUCAAGUCUCUCUCUUGGACCACCUAAGACAUCUCUGAUUGCAGGAGAGAAUUUCAUAUACCCCUCCAGAGAGCCCGGUGCCAAAUUAUACUUCUUCCUCAACUCCUCUUCAUGUUCCAGUGCCUCAAGCCAUCAGGAUGGAGGAGGACUCUAUCAGACUGCCAGCACACCUGCGCUUGCAGCCAAUUUACUGGAGCAGGGAUGACGUAGCCCAGUGGCUCAAGUGGGCUGAAAAUGAAUUUUCUUUAAGGCCAAUUGACAGCAACACAUUUGAAAUGAAUGGAAAAGCUCUCCUGCUGCUGACCAAAGAGGACUUUCGAUAUAGGUCUCCUCAUUCAGGUGAUGUGCUAUAUGAACUUCUUCAGCAUAUUCUGAAGCAAAGGAAACCGCGAAUUCUCUUCUCACCAUUCUUUCACCCAGGAAACUCUAUUCAAACACAGCCAGAGGUCUUGUUGCACCAAAACCAUGACGAAGAUAAUUGUAUCCAGAGAUCUUCAAGGCCAUCAAUGGAAAAUAUGCACCACAAUCCUCCUACCAUUGAACUCUUGCAUCGUUCCAGGUCCCCUAUUACAACCAACCACCGGCCUUCCCCAGACCCCGACCAGCGGCCCAUCAGGUCCCCGCUAGACAACAUGAUCCGCCGCCUUUCCCCAGCUGAGAGGAUCCCAGGUCCAAGGCUUCACCAGGAGAACAACCACCAGGAGUCCUACCCUCUGUCAGUGUCUCCCAUGGAGAACAAUCACUGCCUAACCUCUUCUGAAUCCCACCCAAAGCCAUCUAGCCCUCGUCAAGAGAACACUCGGGUCAUUCAGCUGAUGCCCAGCCCCAUCAUGCACCCUUUGAUACUGAACCCCCGGCACUCAGUGGAUUUCAAACAGUCCAGGCUGUCAGAGGAUGGGCUACAUAGGGAAGGGAAACCCAUCAACCUGUCCCACCGGGAAGACUUGGCAUAUAUGAACCACAUCAUGGUAUCCGUCUCCCCACCUGAUGAGCAUGCCAUGCCUAUUGGGAGAAUAGCAGACUGCAGGCUGCUCUGGGACUAUGUUUACCAAUUGCUUUCUGACAGCCGGUACGAAAAUUUUAUCCGAUGGGAGGACAAAGAAUCCAAAAUAUUCCGGAUAGUGGAUCCCAAUGGACUGGCUCGACUAUGGGGAAAUCACAAGAACAGAACAAACAUGACCUAUGAGAAAAUGUCCCGAGCCCUUCGCCACUACUACAAACUCAACAUUAUCAGGAAGGAGCCAGGACAAAGGCUUUUGUUCAGGUUCAUGAAAACCCCAGACGAGAUUAUGAGUGGCCGAACAGACCGCCUUGAACACCUUGAGUCCCAAGAGUUGGAUGAACAAAUGUUCCAGGAGGAUGAGUGCUGAAGGAAGCAACGUACCACCUCAGGGGAUGGAUCAAGGAAAAGAAAAACCAUCCAGCUGGAGUGCUGGAGGUGUGUGGGAGCAGGGUGGAUUGAGGGAAAGCAAAAAGGCAGAAACACAGAAUUGGGAGUUGACCAGAGCAGAGAGGACCCCAGAGCACCUUAGAUAAAGCCCCCACAGAAACAGGGCUGGUGGUGUUCUGGUAGAGGUCCCAGAGCCUGGGACUUAAGUACUAUUUCACUCUCCUUUGGGAAUCUCCCUCAGCCUGUAAUUCCUCAUCCCCACCCCUCUACCCAUCGUUAGUUUCUGGGUUUGGGGGUUGUUGUUGUUUUUUUAUGAACAUGCAGUUUGACUUUUUCAUAAUUCAUAUAGGGCAAGAUGACAGUUUGCUUUCCUAUGGAAAUAUAUAUAUCGAUUAUAUUUUUUUUGCAAGUCUCACAAAUCAUGGCAUAAAAAUUCAACCUGACAGGAAAGAGAGUAUGCAAGGUUUCUUUUUUUUCUUCUACUGUACACAGAAGAUUUGCUUCUGUUGCUAUUGUGUCCUGGCUGCUGGAGGGUGGGGGAGGAAGACUUACCGAAAAAAAAGAAAAACAGUUUUGAAAAGGGGCACUCUUACUCCCUUUCCUUCUCUCCUUCCUUCCUGCCUUUGAGCUUUGGACAUCUUUCAGCAUAGUUUAGCUUAGGAAUGGCUGGCCCACGAACUAAAAUUUAAGUGCUAAAAAGCCAAAACAAAUUACCAGCAUUUGGCCACCAUCUCAAAUAUGCCUUAAGGAGGUCAGGGACUCCCCACAGGUGUAAUUCAAAAUGGAUGCAGUCUGGGCCUGAAAAACAACCUACAAAUAGCCAUGAGAAUAACGUUGCAUUGGAGAAGGGCACUCAUCCAUUGGUCCUUCUGCGGAGGUUGACGUGGGCGCCACUCCCCAAGUUGCCUGAGCUGUCUAAAAGCAUUAGGGUUAUAUGUAGCACUGAAGAGUGAAAAGGAAGUGUGAUAAGAAGACACGGGGACUUAGUGAAGAAUAUCCUGCUUUCCCAGUUUAUUUUUCUAAAGUGAGAGCCUAGAGAGAGCAAGGGUAUGGGGAAAUGCCCUGUUCUUCUUGCUCCACCCCAGAUACUAUCUUGCAAACAGUCCACACUCAAACCCUGCCCUUAACUUUCCCAAUAUUCACAGAUUUUUUUUUUCUUACUGAUUUCAUAGUCUCUUUUAACCUGUUUUCCCAUAGUCCCCUUUGAAUUAGAGCAUUUGAGAUGAAAGGAACUUCCAGGGCAGCUUCAGCUGCCAGCAAUGAUCAUCUUUUCUUCCCUUUUGGGAUACAUCAUCAGCCCUUCCUUCUUCCUUCCUUCCUUACAUAAAGAUGGGAUGUCUGAACUUGGAAAAGGGCUCAUAUUCAGUCUAUUUCUCUUGGAAAUUAUCAGUAAUCUCAUGAGGUGAGGCCUAUACCACCUUUUAAUAAUUUUACUAAUAAAGAGAGAUUUUUAAAAGAAAUUAUAUGGGCAUUUUUAAUCUUCUAGGCAUUAAGAAUUGAGUUCAAUUCAAUUUAUAUUCGUUAAGCACCUAAGUAAGACUUUAUGUUAAGAACUGUGGAUACAAGGACAGACUAAUCUCUGCCCUCAAAGAACUUUGAUUCUAUUGAGUUUAUCCUAUAAAAGUUAAGGGGUUCACAGGUUCUUCCCAUACCACCCCCCCAAAAGAUGAAUAAUAAGGCUUCAUUAUUCUUAUGAACUGUAUCAUUUAUGGACUCACUUGCUUUUGGCAAGACUCUUAGAGCUAGUUCUGUGACAGUUGGUGCAGCUGUUGUCCCCAUUCGAGGCACCCAGAAUACCUGGACAUUCUCCACAAACCCCUCGUGCCUAUGCAUGCCUUUCCUAGUGAAGCCAGGUGUGCUCGAGAUGGGCAGACAAGGUGAGAGAAUUUUGUCUUUGGGGAAUUUCUGACAUCGAGGGGAUAAAGAUGAAGAUCUCAGGGGCCACCAGGAAGAGCUGACAACAAAUUUGCCUUUAGUAUUGCUGUGAUCCUUUGCCUCUUAACCUGUCCCAGGUCCAUACAAAAUCAAAUGACAGCUUUCCCACUGACUAGAAUGGGUUAGGGCUUGCAGGAAGUGAGAAGACUUCCUCUUUGGCAGUAGAGCGACAUACUCUAAAGCACUUGGAUUGAUUCUGCUUUAGUAAAGGUGACAUGCCAUAUGGUUCACCCCAACAUGGUUCAAGUGCACACAGACCUUUCAAAUGUGCUUGGAAACAACAGCCAGAAACUUUUCACCCUGUAAGACGAGUAAUACUGGAUCUUGGGGGGAUGGAAUUGAGCCAGUGGCUGUACUCAGUACAUUGUGAAGAUUCAUAUAUUUUAAAAGAUUUUUAAAGACGAGAAAGGGCAGGCAUUUCUAUUUGAAGGCCAUAUUUUAUGGCUCUGAAAUGGAAAGAAAAUAUUGCUCUUUAACGUUAAGACAUUUUUUUCUGAUCGCUUCAACCAGAGACAAAUGUUAAAUCUCUUAUCCAAGUGGGUGUGUGAUUGAGUUAGAGAGGAAAAGGUCCUCUCUUUUUUAAUGCUUCUCUAUUUAUUGCAUUCUCUGUGGGAAUGCAGAACACUGGUGAUAACUGUAUUGAAGAAGAAAUGGCAAAAGAUACCCAUUUCAGCAUAGUCCUUUUUGGUGUAUUAUUUUAGUCAUCCAUUAUUAAGCCCAGUAUUUUACGUAACACCUUUCUAUAAAGAUGACUGCUGAUCAUGUCCACCUCACAAGUUCUAGCUAAUGGUUCACUCUGGAAAGGAAGAGAUAGGAAGGACCCUUGGAACCCGCAGCAAGUGCAGUGAUCCAAACCGUGAAGCCUCCCUUAUUUUAAGAGCAGAUUCUAACCAGUAUGAAAUUGUCUGCCAUUUUUCCUGCUCCAGUUGAUAACUGAUUACCCAUGUGUCACCCCAGGCAAGUUUUAAAACCCAUUAAACACCCUAAAGAGUUCCUUUAUUUCCUUUCUGCCAUCCCUAGGGAUUCUUGGUCAGCAAAAGUAGUAAUAAAUGAAAAGAUGCUUCUCCUCUCAUUGUAUUCAAGAAUCUGAGUGUUGAAAGAGCCCAAUCUGUCCCUGACCAAGAAUACCUCUGUAAUAGCUUCAAAAAAAUGGAUUGUCCAAUCUCUGCCUGAAAGCCUUCAAUGAGGGGAACCUGCUAUCUCUGCUCCCUACCCAGGCUGGGUGACUUGAGCCAAUGGUGAACAACCAAAUGUUUGUCUGACCCUUCAAACAAUCAAUAUUUAGUAAGCACCAACUACAUACCAGGUAAUGUGUAAAUGCUAGAGAUAUGAAAAGAAACAAAAGACAGUCUCUGCCUUCAAGAAGCUUAUAAUCUCAUGGGUCUCUACUCCCUGCUAAUCAUUUUUAUUCCAACCUCCCCAGUCCUUCUUAUAAGAUGAAGCAAAAGACAAGAAAUUGAAUGAUUUUAUUUUCUCACUGUCACCUUUUGGGAGUCUCUUGGUGUCCUUUCUUCCUCCUCUUGCUCUUUUUUUUUUAAUUAAUCUCAUUUUCCAUCUUUGAACCAAUACUAGGUAUUGGUUGCAAAGCAGAAGAGUGAUAAAAGCUAGGCAGUGGUGGUUAAGUUAGUGGCUGAGGCCAGAUUUGAAGCCAGGACUUCCCAUCUCUAGCCCUGGUUCUCCAUCCACUCUUACUCCUCAUGAAGCUUUUAUUGUUAUUUUCCUUAGUAUUUAUUGUCAGCAUUAGUUCAUUCUGGGUCUUAGAAUUCCUGUCAAUUCUUAGAGUUGUCUUUUUUCAUGGUCGUGUUACUCCUUCAUCUUCAUACUCAAUUAAUUACUCUUUCUUCCAUCUUACAUACUUUUAAAAAUCUUAACUAGUCAAUGAGCUCUUGCUGUACCUGGGUCACUUUCUUUAAGUAGCUCCUUGUUUUCUUUCUCAUCAGAACCAAAUCUGCCUGAAUCUUCAGAAUUUCAUCCUCUUGUUUUCCUCUCUCUUGAGUCAACUCCCCCAGCAAAAUGUCCUGCCAUUGGACCCAAGUUGAAUACUUCCAAAUGCAUUUAGGUGUUGAUCACAUAGCUGGAGUCUUCUCUCUCCCCCACCACUGCCCCACACUAUCUCACAAACAGAACCUUUAGUAGCCGCUUUCCUCCAAGUUUACAUUCCUUCUCCUUCAUCAACUAGAAUGGUCUAGGAAGACAGCUCCCUCUUGUUGUUCCUUCCACCCUUUGAAAGAAAAGAUUAUUGUUAAGACAAGCCACAACUUUUAUCAGUUGUCUUCUGUUAGCAGAUUGGGUGCCAGCAUGAGUCUGGAUUGCUAAAGACAUCUUCAUCUAAUUCAUCUUUCUAUUCCAAAACAGUACUUCUUCUGUUUCUGUCUCUAUUGGUUGUUACCCAGAUGCUUCCUGCAAUUCCCUCUCCCUCCAUUUGACAUUCCUGGAUUUUCCACACAAAUAGAACUUCUUAAUAUGAAAUGCUGUUCCAUUUUCCCCAAGAUCUCUUCUGCCCCUUUUGAAUAAGAUCAGCCCUACGAGAACCAAGAUCCAGGUAUGAAUCCCUUCCCACUCAGUCCCAGUGGGACUAGGAGGUAAAGUUGGCCGCCUUGUCUUAGUAAUAGGAACUCCAACUUUUUCCCUGCACUUUUAUAAACGGCCCGUUUCCUUAACAUCUCCAUUUCCUCUGCACCACUGGAAACCAGAUAACUACUUUGCUCGGUAUUAUCUUGUUCAAUAAAUCACAGACAGUUUACCACCUUUCCACCAGCCUGAAGCAGGGACAUCUUGGCAGAGAUGUUGAACUGAAUGCAGGUAUGGCAGCAUCUUGAAAGUGAACUCAACCCUUUAGCCUCCUUGCUGAUUUCCCAGCUAUUAAAAAGAGUCCUUAGGGGAAAACCAUGAGGAGAAGAAAAUAAAUGGUAUCAGUGAUCACCAUCAUUUAGUGCAAGGAUUCCUAGACUUCUUUGUGUCAUUGAUGUUUAUGGGACCCCUUCUCAGAAUGACUAUUUUUCAAUGCAAAAAAUAAAAUAUAUAGAAUUACAAAGGCAACCAAUCCUAUUAAAUACAAAAACAACAGCAAUCCAAAAAAAAUCUAUUUAAAAUGUAGUCAGGACCCUCUUAAUCACUGUCUUCUACAAUGGCAACCAGUUCAGUCAAGAGUAUAACUUUAAAAUUCAAGUAAAAAUGUUAAAGGCUGAAACAGGAUUUCCAUUUCCCACUACCCAGAAUCAAAAACUCAGAUUAUUUAAGAAAUAUUGACUGCCUGUUGCAGAUGGGGAGACAGGCAUUGAGAAGUUAAAAAUAUGGAGACAGCAAGUCUAAGACAGAACUAGAUUAGGAACUUACGACACAAUAAACUUCACUGAUAUUGGCUACACUCCAUUUAAUCCAUCCCCUCAAAGGAAAACGAAGAAAAAGAUUAGAAAAUACUAAAAACAUACAAACAGAUAGAUAGUAUUUCUUAUUUGGUGCAGUCAGGUGCAUUUAAUCUACUAAUUUUCUGAACGAGGAUCUGGAGGGAAGGGGGUAAUGUCUAAUCCAGGGCUAGACAUAAAGUCAUCCUCUGCCUAGUUGAAAUGUAUAGAGGCCGCCGAGUAGGAUGUUCUCAGUCACGUUUGCAUCAACACUAAUUGACUACCAACUCUCUUCUCACAUGCCCAGUGAAUAUUCUAAAAGGUUUUUCUUUGAGACGACAACCACCUGCAAAUCCAGAAUGAAUCUAGACUUUGUUUUCCCUAUUUUUUGUUUGGUUUUUUUGUUUGUUUUUGUUUUUGUUUUUGUUUUUUUAGUUUCUAAUCUGUUGUUUAUGAGGUGUGGGGUUUAUAAGGGACUGAAUCAAAUGAAUGUAACCAAAUACAAAAAAAAAAUGCCUAUUCUCAGGGCCAGUGAGUUGCAAAUAAUUUUUAAAGAAAAGCCUAUAAUUACAUCAUCUCAAUAAAUUGUUUUUAUAUAAAA
Molecule: messenger RNA, 8195 nt
Organism: Monodelphis domestica (gray short-tailed opossum)
Lineage: Eukaryota; Metazoa; Chordata; Mammalia; Didelphimorphia; Didelphidae
Source: RefSeq, a predicted model, not a curated record